Molecule: messenger RNA, 3213 nt
Organism: Naegleria fowleri
Lineage: Eukaryota; Heterolobosea; Eutetramitea; Acrasida; Naegleriidae
Exons: 2
Coding region: 1-3213 (1070 amino acids)
Biological process (GO): mitotic DNA damage checkpoint signaling; protein phosphorylation
Cellular component (GO): nucleus
Molecular function (GO): ATP binding; protein serine/threonine kinase activity
Source: RefSeq, a predicted model, not a curated record
AUGGAAAGUCGCAGCACUUGUUGGAAUUCAUCAUCAUCAUCAUCGGGAGGUUGUGAUGGUUCCGAGAAUGAAGAAGGUAGUAGUGAUGAAGGGUUUGACAAUGAUGUAAUGCAAGGAUCCUCCUCGGUUGGGAUGAGAAACGAUGAAUAUAAUGCCUACGAUUUUGAAGAUCAAGAGUUAUCAUUGGCAGACACUUCCGAUCAUCAUCUCAACACGAAUGUACUUGUUUUGUUGAGAGAGUUAAUUGGAGAAGAUGAUUUCUUGUGGCGUGAAGAUCAAUCGUCAUAUUCGGAGGGAUCCUAUUUUAGUAAGGAAAGCUGUGAUGAUAUUGGCUAUGGAGAAGGAAUUAUGAGUAAUAUGACUUUUUUGUGUUUUCCUCUUGAAGUGGCACCAUCAUCCACACAACUUGACAAAUUACUUUCAAGCAACAACUUGAAAGACUCUAGAGAGAAUAGUGAGAAUGAAUUGUUCUCAUCGUCAGAAGAACCAUUGAUCAAAUCCACUCUGAACAACGAUUAUCAUUAUCAAAUUACCAUUAAUCCUUAUCAAGGUGACGAUAAAUUGAAAUGUUGCAUUCAAAUCGAUGAAUGUUGUGGAACAUUAAUUAAUUCUCGAAUUCAAUACGAUUUUUUGCGAGAUUUUGUUAGAGUUUUUGAGUACACCAUUUUAACACGAGGUGAAAGUUUUUUGAAAAUAACAAAUAUUCUGGAUAGUGCGGACAGUAUUUCUUUUUUGGAAAAUGAAAUUGAAAUGAGCUUAGUUAAAAAGAGAGAAGAGGAGACGCGCCGCUUACUGGUCAUUCCAGUUAAAAUUCAACAACAUGUCAUUUAUUUGGGAUUAUUAUUGGUGGACAUUUCAACCGAUGUCAAUAACAAUAUUCGAGUGACUCAUAAUGCAUUUUCAUUUGAAAAUGAAAAACGUGAGGGCUUAUUGAAAUAUAUCGAAAUGAAAUCUCUAACUAAUGACGAUAUUCAUUCAGAACAGAGAGAUUUUUCAAAGAGUGAGACUUCAAAUUUUUGUGUGAAUAUAAGGAACGAAAAUUUCUUUACCAUAGCAGAUGUGACCAUGCAUGAGGAAGUAAUUUAUGAGGCAGAUUCCAAUCGACGGAUACUUAUUCAUUUUGAAAAGAAAUGCCACGAAAAAUUCUGUUUCACUCCCAUCUCGGGAACGCCAACACUCACACUAAAAGGUUCGCAAUUUUCCUUGCAUUCCAUACAAGAAAACGCAAGCAACGUUACUAUGAGCUUUAGAGUUAUUGGCGACACUGGACAAAGUCAAGACGUUUUCUCCAAUGAAAGUUACACUUUAUAUGUUAAUGUGGCGUUUAUUCAUACAUUUUCGAGCACUGACCUCAAGAAUAUUAGAGAUAGCAUACAUCUUACAACUUUCUCAAUGCAAGAAAGCCCAGAAAACCAUUCAUAUCUGGAGAUAUUACAAUCUCACCAUGUCAUCACGCAUCAUAUCAGCCACGAAUUUAUGAACAUUGCCCUACAUCAUGUCAAUAAGAGAGAUAUUAUGGGUUUUACACUUCUUGAAACGGUACUGUGUUUGAGGUUGAAAGAGCAUGUUGCUUUUCUGAUUGAACGAAUGGGAUUUGAUCCCAGCUCACAAAACCCCAUUAGCAGAAUGAAUGCAUUCACAUGGAGUUCGUAUAGCACUACGAAUUCACAGAAUAAUUUCUCCAAGUUAGAUCACAAGUAUCUGCUUCAAUGUUGGUCCAACUAUUGCAUCAAUUCGUUAAGAGACCUGAAUAAGGACCCUUCAUUGCCAGAAAGAUUUCGAACAAAUAUGAAAAAACUCUCAUUAGAAACUUGUGAUUUGGAUGAGAGAACUUCCAUACGAUUACAAAAUUAUUUGAACGCUACUUGUUUUUUGGCAAGCCACUUUAGAGAAGAAGCAAAAGGCCUCUUUUUGGCAUUUGAUUUAGAGAGUCACCGUUUGGGUAUAAUUUUUGGAGGUAAUUUUCUUGUGUGGGAUGAAUCUUCAUUGCUUGUGACCGUCGCCCCAUUUUGUGACAAGCCUAAAAACUUGUUAUGUUGUGUCUUUGAAAGUUCAAAUCCAACAAACAUGGAAAGUGGAAUAUCUAUGCAAAAGUUUGCUCGAAGUAUUAGUGAGACGAGUUGUAAUUGGAAUUGCAAAGUUUCAUCAACAUCAUACAAUAGUGGACAUUUUUGCAUCUAUUUACUUAAAAAGCUUCAAUUAUGGGAGAGUAUUUCUGUGAAAAUGCAAGAACAACUCUUAAUGUUCACAUUUGGAAAAGAGUGUAAAUUCGAAAAAUUGGAAACUAUUAUCGAGCUCAACACUCUUGUUGAUGAAUCAAAACACCUGACAAAUGUUGUCACCGAAGUCGAUUACAUGCCUCUCGAUCAGGUUUUUGAGCUGGUUGAUAAUAGCAAUUAUCAUUUAGGAAUCCAAAAUGAUCAUGAAGCAGAGGAUUAUUCUUUGAUCGAACAAGAGUUUAAUAUUGAACAUCUGGACUUUAUGAGAGAUGAGUUCCACAAAGUAGGAGAGGGUGGAUUCAGUACUGUGUAUAAAUGCUUUGACAAAGCACAACAACAGUGGAAAAUUCUAAAAAUUGUUUCCACUGAUAUUGAAUCUGAAUGGAGUGCCUGUAAAGAAUUUUAUAACAUUAAGAGCGAUUAUCUUGUUCAAAUUGAGGACUUUGGUAUUCUAGAUGACGAAUUGUACAUUCUCAUGCCUUAUUAUCACUUUAAAGAUUUGCUACAUUUCAUUUCGAAACAACAUUCACUGACACCCAAGCAAUUGUUGAGUAUUUUCUAUCAAAUUGGAAGGGCUCUUUGUGAUAUUCAUUCUCACGGACUCAUUCAUAGAGAUGUUAAAUUGCAAAAUAUUUUUGUAGAGAGUUUUGAACUUGAUGAGAGUAUUCGAGUGAAACUUGGAGAUUUUGGAUGUUUUAUUAAAAUGAGUGAGAAUGAACAAGUUGAAGACAUGGAAAGCUAUCGUUCAUUUGGAUCUGAAACUUACAAGCCGCCAGAAAGUUCUCAACACAUUUGGACCUCUCAAUCCGACGUGUGGAGUUUAGGAGUUUCCAUGCUGCAAUUGGUAUUAUUGUUGAUGCGUAAGAGCAACGACGAGUCACAUAAUGGUCACACAAGUAUUUCGAGUGAGGAAUUAUUUCAAGAGGAAUUCAAGCAACAGAUUUUCAAAUCACUUCCAGAGGUGAGUAUUUCAUUGGCAUUGCAACAAAAAUGA